AUGAGGUACUUGUUUAUAUUUAUCUUAUUAUUAUUAUUAUUAUUAUUAUUAUUAUUAUUAUUAUUAUUAUUAUUAUUAUUAUUAUUAUUAUUAUUAUUACUAGUAUUAGUAUUAUUACUACUAUUGCUAUUAUUAUUAUUAUUAUUAUUAUUAUUAUUAUUAUUAUUAUUAUUAUUAUUAUUAUUAUUAUUUUACGCUUCACAUUUCAUUGUGUCACUAAUUACAAAUUUUUUUGUUACAUUACGGUACGGUACCGUACAACUUCGAUCUAACGACCUCAUCCAUAACUCUCGUUCUCGGCUCGUUCGGCAAAUCAUACAGUCUUUAUUUUCGUGGUUUCGCAUUGUCCAGUCUAGCGCGCAACGAAUAUUGGAGCAGAAAAUAAAUCAAAUAGACUCAAUCAACUCAACUCAUCAAUUUUUAUUUAUAGAGGCAAUGCUGACGUGGGAAUUCAAUCAGAUUCUAAUUAUACUCACAAUCGUUGUCGCCACUAUCGCAUUUAUUCUAAUGUUAUAUAUUUAUUGCCAUUAUAAAUGCGGUUUUUGCCGUCGAAAGCAAAAACAGUCGACGAAUUUACCAGAAGUACGUAUCACAGUGCACAAUGACGCAAAGAAACCCCUAACAAUGGACUGCCCAGAUAUGGAUUAUAUCGAUUCACGAAGCACAAAUUUGGUGUCGUCGACCGUUCGAGUCUCAUCUGUUCACAAUGCACCACAACAGUUAUGA
Molecule: messenger RNA, 726 nt
Organism: Necator americanus (New World hookworm)
Lineage: Eukaryota; Metazoa; Nematoda; Chromadorea; Rhabditida; Ancylostomatidae
Exons: 7
Coding region: 1-726 (241 amino acids)
Source: RefSeq, a predicted model, not a curated record